Gastrolobium bilobum is the source of this 757-nucleotide messenger RNA. Its product is annotated as pathogenesis-related protein PR-1-like. The coding region runs from base 4 to 510 and encodes 168 amino acids. The transcript has a single exon. The record is from RefSeq and is a predicted model, not a curated record. Gene Ontology annotation, cellular component: extracellular region. NCBI's taxonomy places the organism in Eukaryota, Viridiplantae, Streptophyta, Magnoliopsida, Fabales, Fabaceae.
AGCAUGAGGUGUUUCAUCACCAUCACUAUGACCCUGUUUCUGUUGCUAAUCACAACAACCAAUGCCACCUUCCCAUACCAAAAGCGACAAAGAAGCUUUGCAAGCCAGUUCCUGAUUCCCCAAAAUGCUGCAAGGUUCGAGCUGAGAUUGCAGCCGUUGGUGUGGAGCGCAAAACUGACACGCUACGCACAGUGGUAUGCAAACCAGAGGAGCAACGACUGUGCCCUUGAGCAUUCUAACGGGCAAUACGGUGAGAACAUAUUCUGGGGUAGCGGUACUGGGUGGGCCCCAGCACAAGCUGUCAGUGCUUGGGUCGAAGAGCGCCAAUGGUACAAUUACCACUUUAAUUCUUGUUCUGAAGGACAAAUGUGUGGACAUUAUACUCAAAUUGUGUGGAACACCACUAGAAAAGUUGGCUGCGCUAGCGUUACAUGUUCCGGUGAUAAGGGUACAUUUAUGACUUGCAAUUACCAUCCUCCUGGUAACUACUUUGGAGAAAGGCCUUACUGAGAUUCCCUCAAACCCAAUGGGAGAGCAACGUUCUGUGAGACAAGUCAAUAAUGUCAUAAUGACGUCGUAGCCAUAUGCUCAGCUGGCUCACUCAUUAUCUGUUUGCCAUGUGGGUUUAAUGGUUUUGUGGGCCUGUCUCCUGCAGUCAAUCAUGUAGCUCUUUUCUAUCUCUGUAUUGCUUGUUUAAUAUAAUACAUAAUUAUAUGGGUUUUUUCUUCUUCUUUUUUCUUUUUUGGAAUUUUGUUUU